AAAGAAAAGACCCAGGAGGAUGUAUCCUGCCAUGGAACCCACACUAUUUUUAAUGUUAAUUACAGAAAUACUUCAGGACGUUGGCUCAGUGCCAGCUCUAUCUACCCCGAUGAUACCUCCAACACCAGGAUUGUCUCUCAGACUUGCAGGCACGUACAACUAUUGUGAGGGACGUGUGGAAGUGUAUUAUGAAGGAGCCUGGGGAACUGUCUGUAACAACAACUGGGAUAUGAAAGAUGCUCAGGUCGUUUGCCAACAGCUAGGAUGUGGGGAUGCUGUAGCAACCCUGCCCUGGCCUAAGUUUGGCUCAGGCUCCGGCAAAAUUGUCCUAAGUGACGUCCAAUGCAAUGGAGAUGAAUUCUUUCUGUGGAGUUGUAAGAACCCUGGGUGGGGUGUGCAUAACUGCAAUCAUCAACAAGAUGCUACAGUUCUUUGCACAGGUAUGAACUUCUCAAGUCUUGAUUUUUACUGGAAAUGUGGAAUCACUAAAUAG
Protobothrops mucrosquamatus (brown spotted pit viper) is the source of this 493-nucleotide messenger RNA. Its product is annotated as scavenger receptor cysteine-rich domain-containing group B protein-like. Lineage: Eukaryota; Metazoa; Chordata; Lepidosauria; Squamata; Viperidae. Bases 20 to 493 code for a protein of 157 amino acids. Gene Ontology annotation, cellular component: membrane. The record is from RefSeq and is a predicted model, not a curated record. The transcript has 3 exons.